Messenger RNA from Dreissena polymorpha, 2329 nucleotides. RefSeq lists its product as uncharacterized. Bases 101 to 1189 code for a protein of 362 amino acids. NCBI's taxonomy places the organism in Eukaryota, Metazoa, Mollusca, Bivalvia, Myida, Dreissenidae. The transcript is spliced from 2 exons. Gene Ontology annotation, molecular function: zinc ion binding. The record is from RefSeq and is a predicted model, not a curated record.
UCUAAAGUUUAUCUUGUUAGAACCAAACAAUUUUUUAGUUGAUUGAAAUCUGACAUAACUAUUUAAUGUGCUUUUGUUUGGACAAUAUUUCUGUCGUAGUAUGAACAUAUUAAAUAUUGAAGUUAUCAUUAAAGUGAAGUCUAACAGAAUUCAUUCCUUAAACUCAAUAUUCAAGAUGGCGACCUUUUCUCAGUCAACUGUGGAUAAAGGCUCUGAUUCAUUUACAGACUUUUGUUGUUCGCCAUGUAAAGAGCACAAUUUUGACCAGUGGGCAGAAUUUUACUGCACUAACUGUCAAAAAUGUUAUUGUGCAAAGUGUAUAAACCUGCAUAGUCAGUUGUUUGGGAAACAUGUGACAUAUGGAAGGGGAGACACAAGUAAGUGGCCAGUGUUUAUUGACGUAUUCACUGUGAAAGGGUAUGAUGUGGGAAUAGCAAGUGAUUCAUCUAGCUGUCAUAUCACUGCCGUCUGUGUUCUCUCUCAUGAUCAGAUUCUUGUUGCAGAUAAUGCAAAUGAAUGUGUAAAGCUACUAGAUCUGCAAUACCAAGUGGUGGGACACUGUGAUUUAUAUACUCACCCACGUGACAUGUGUCUAAUCACACCAAGUGAAGUAGCUGUCACUGUGAAUAAGGACAAGACACAUGAGGUCCAGUUUGUCUCCGUGAAUGUUGGGCAGCUGGUUAAGGGAAUGAAGUUACAGUUUCAACAUGAAUGUUAUGGUAUUGCUCAUGAUCAGAAGGACCUGUAUCUCACCACUGGCACUGCACUUUACAAGUAUUCAAUGAGUGGAGACCUGUUGAAUAAGCUGUAUGAGAAAACAUCAGGCAAGCAUUCAGUAUUGAAGUGUGCAGUGAGUCCAACAGGUGACAAGAUAUUUGUCACCAACGGUGACCAUCACAAGGUCCUCACCCUGGCCAGAGAUGGUACAGUACUCUUCACCUUUACAGACCCAGACCUAAAAUGGCCAUGUGGUAUUCAUGUGACAGCUCAGGGACAGGUGCUGGUUUGUGGAGGGACAUCCAACAAUCUCAUGCAGCUGGAUGGUGAAGGCAGGAAGAAGCUGGCAACUCUUGCUACCAAUAGGGAUGGACUAAGUGACCCAAAAUCAGUCUUCUACAUCAGGAGCACAGCCUCAAUCAUUAUGGGACAAUAUGCUUCAGGCAAAAUCCUGGUGUUUAAAGUACAAUAAAGUCAAUCUUGUAUUUAGAGACCACUAAAGGGAGUCACCAAAAGUGGUCUCUUAUUAAAAUGGUCUUUAAAUAAAAAAGGCCAUUUAUGAUGAAUGCAGGGUUGGCAUAUUGACCGGUCAAUUGAGUAUUGACCGGGCCGGCGGUCAAUACCCGGUUAAAACCGGUCAAUACUGGUCAUUACUGGUCAUUAUUGGUCAAUACUGGUCGAUUGAAAAUUGUAGCAUUUAAACAUGACAAAGGAAGAAUUUAAGCUAUUCUAUAUUAAAUCAAUCAUUAUUCUGUAAUUGAUAAACUUUUUUUCGAGUUAUCUAUUGUAAAAAAAGCUUUAAAGCUGUAAAAAAAUACUUCUUUAUUAUUUAUGGAAACGGUCUCAAAUACAAAAGAACUAAGGCAAUAUCUUUAUCUCAGUGUAUCACAUCUGUUACUGAAGUAUUAUUACUAUUGUAGUUACCAUAGUAUUUCACUGAUCUAUUUAUAUAUUUAUUUGAUAAGCUGAUGGACAAACAGAACUCUUGUGGUUUCUAGGGUCAUAAAUAAUCUGGCCCCUAAGCCUUAAUUGGUACUAAAAUGCAUGCACUGGUAUGUCUCUGAUAGUGACAAUGAAGAAAAUCUGCCCUUAGGCUAUUUCAUUUCACUCAAACAAAAUGAGAUAACUUGCUAUUAAUGUUAUUAUUUUAAUACUUACUUCUAACUUGUAUUUUUUUCUAUAUUAAGAGGGUUUUCUUACUUUAAAGUUCAAUUGGUCUUCAAAUGAAUGAGCAAUCAAAGUUCUUGAUUUUAGCAACAAAUAAUGUUUACCAAUUGUGGGUCUACUCUAGACUCUUCUUUUCAAUUAUUUCUUUCUUUUAAUAAUUAUUUCUUAUUAAGUUUUUUUUAUUUCAAUGGUAAAAUAGAAUAUUUUUUCACUAUUUUGUUAAAGAAAUCCAGGCAAGAAUACAUGACAAGUAAGGGUUGUGUCAAAGGUGCCAUGUAAGGCUCUAUUAUCAGUUUUGGGUGCCCUAACCUGUAUAGGUUUGAAGACUGUGAAAGACUGAGGAGACAGUGGGGCAUGAGGAACAACUAAAACACAGUAAUUGACAGGUUCUUGUUGAAUCAAGCACAUAAUUUUCUGAGCAUUCAUAAUUCGUUAGAAUUGAAAA